Molecule: messenger RNA, 8327 nt
Organism: Coregonus sp. 'balchen'
Lineage: Eukaryota; Metazoa; Chordata; Actinopteri; Salmoniformes; Salmonidae
Source: the annotation of a GenBank genome assembly
CGCGAGUAGAGAGCAGUGUGCCGAUUGGUCAGAACUGAUGGGACAGGAGAUUUACGGACGAUGAUAGGACAGCUACCGCAUUGAAGAUGUAUUACCUCCACGACCUCGUAUAAAAAAGUAAAAGAACAGUGAUUUAUUCUACUUUAUCUCUUUAUUAUCGAGCUUUCUCAUUCCUCAUAUUCGAUGAGGUGGAACUGAUAGCAUGCAGCCGAGGGACAGAACAUUGUAAAUAGCAACAGUGCGCUCAGGACAGGAGGAGGUAAGCCGAUUAUGUUUCCAAAGGAAGUCCGUAAAGCAAGGCAGUUGGGGUCAGAUGAUCCCUAUCAGGAUAGAACUAACUUCAAAGAUAGUGGUUUGACUUGAAGCGAGUACCGGUAGUAUAUGGGUCUAUUCAGCAAAUUAAAAUCAAAACACUACGAAUGUUAGGUUAUUGACUGGGGUGUUCGUGAAUACUCUGGCUGCUUUAUUGAGUCUCCACUUUUACUCGCACACCGGAAGAAUCACAGUUCUUAAACCCUGAAGAGCCACCAUUGAGCCGAUGCCUCCAACACGUCUCUGUGUGUGUCAGUAAAUCUCUUCAGUCGAAUGUGACAAGUGACAACGUUAAGAUUAUACAGUGAGGGAAAAAAGUAUUUGAUCCCCUGCUGAUUUUGUAUGUUUGCCCACUGACAAAGAAAUGAUUAGUUUUAGUCUAUAAUUUUAAUGGUAGGUUUAUUUGAACAGUGAGAGACAGAAUAACAACAAAAAAAUCCAGAAAAACGCAUGUCAAAAAUGUUAUAAAUUGAUUUGCAUUUUAAUGAGGGAAAUAAGUAUUUGACCCCCUCUCAAUCAGAAAGAUUUCUGGCUCCCAGGUGUCUUUUAUACAGGUAACGAGCUGAGAUUAGGAGCACACUCUUAAAGAGAGUGCUCCUAAUCUCAGCUUGUUACCUGUAUAAAAGACACCUGUCCACAGAAGCAAUCAAUCAAUCAGAUUCCAAACUCUCCACCAUGGCCAAGACCAAAGAGCUCUCCAAGGAUGUCAGGGACAAGAUUGUAGACCUACACAAGGCUGGAAUGGGCUACAAGACCAUCGCCAAGCAGCUUGGUGAGAAGGUGACAACAGUUGGUGCGAUUAUAUGGAAGAAACACAAAAUAACUGUAAAUCUCCCUCGGCCUGGGGCUCCAUGCAAGAUCUCACCUUGUGGAGUUGCAAUGAUCAUGAGAACGGUGAGGAAUCAGCCCAGAACUACAUGGGAGGAUCUUGUCAAUGAUCUCAAGGCAGCUGGGACCACAGUCACCAAGAAAACAAUUGGUAACACACUACGCCGUGAAGGACUGAAAUCCUGCAGCGCCUGCAAGGUCCCCCUGCUCAAGAAAGCACAUAUACAGGGCCGUCUGAAGUUUGCCAAUGAACAUCUGAAUGAUUCAGAGGAGAACUGGGUGAAAUUGUUGUGGUCAGAUGAGACCAAAAUCGAGCUCUUUGGCAUCAACUCAACUCGCCGUGUUUGGAGGAGGAGGAAUGCUACCUAUGACCCCAAGAACACCAUCCCCACCGUCAAACAUGGAGGUGGAAACAUUAUGCUUUGGGGGUGUUUUUCUGCUAAGGGGACAGGACAACUUCACCGCAUCAAAGGGACGAUGGACGGGGCCAUGUACCGUCAAAUCUUGGGUGAGAACCUCCUUCCCUCAGCCAGGGCAUUGAAAAUGGGUCGUGGAUGGGUAUUCCAGCAUGACAAUGACCCAAAACACACGGCCAAGGCAACAAAGGAGUGGCUCAAGAAGAAGCACAUUAAGGUCCUGGAGUGGCCUAGCCAGUCUCCAGACCUUAAUCCCAUAGAAAAUCUGUGGAGGGAGCUGAAGGUUCGAGUUGCCAAACGUCAGCUCGAAACCUUAAUCUGCAAAGAGGAGUGGAACAAAAUCUCUCCUGAGAUGUGUGCAAACCUGGUGGCCAACUACAACAAACGUCUGACCUCUGUGAUUGCCAACAAGGUUUUUGCCACCAAGUACUAAGUCAUGUUUUGCAGAGGGGUCAAAUACUUAUUUCCCUCAUUAAAAUGCAAAUCAAUUUAUAACAUUUUUGACAUGCGUUUUUCUGGAAUUGUUUUGUUAUUCUGUCUCUCACUGUUCAAAUAAACCUACCAUUAAAAUUAUAGACGGAUCAUGUCUUUGUCAGUGGACAAACAUACAAAAUCAGCAGGGGAUCAAAUACUUUUUUCCCUCACUGUAGACCUUGAAAAAACUGCAUUGGAUAAAAGCAUAGCUACAUUAUAUCAUAAGUGGUGUCACACAUAGGCUGCACACUGCCAUAAUUGAUUAAUCUCUUUCUUUCAAUAGUCUUUGUUCAAUUAAUAAUGUUAGGCGACUAAUAUAAUGUGCAAAUACAUUUCACCUGUGAGUGAGAAAGCUGAUGUUUAGUGUUGUUACUGAGUUUUAGAAUGACUGCAUUUACAAAGCUACACUUCCUUUAUUUUUAGAUUCAAGAGAUUGAGGACCAAAACAAUCCGAACAACAAAAUCAACACUAAUGGCUGGUAAGGAUUUGCAUGAAUUGAAAUUGACACACAGCAUGCAUAUGUUUUGGUACAUAAUCAUGGUGUUCUAUAAAAAGUCAUUUCCUGUAAUGUUUGGCUAGUCUCUCAUCAACCAAUCAUACAAACACUAGUAUCUAGCCUAACAUGACACACCUGCCAAUGCCACCGAUGUAUUAUUGACUCAUGAAAUGAUUGCCAUAUCUCCAGCAGAGAAUAACUUCCCUCCAAUACCGGGGUUCAUCCCCCUGCAGCCGUGUUUCUACCAGGACUUUGAUGAGGAGAUCCCUGAACAGCAUCGCACCAUGUGCAAGAGACUCUACCACCUGUGGAUCUGUGAGUGCCCACGGCCUACUACCCACAGCCCAUACUAGAACAACUCUAGUCAGCCACUCUGUCAUAGAGUUCACAUAUUUAGGGGUUAUGAGUUGUUAUACCUCUUUCACACUGCUGAGCCUAGCCAAGUGAGCCUAGCCAAGCUGCACUGCGCUGGCCUGAUUACACAUCAACCAUAGUUGCUGGAACUGUGCUGGAAAGGAACAUGUAAAAGGAAAAUAACUGUGCAAGGACAGUACGGUUCAGGAAGCCACAAUAGUGUGAAACAAGUUUCCCCUCUGUGCAGAGUUUUUGUGUAGCCCUCUCUCCAGUGUCGCCUACUGUUUAGAUUAGAUCAUUGUGGUGAACACACGAGAGCUGACAGUUAACCUCUCCCAUGCCACAUGGGUUGUCUUUAUCCACCACAGCUACAAAGAAUGACAGAGGGUGUUCUGCUGUAACUAGAUAUUUGUAUGUCAGUGGCGGUCAGUGCCGUUUAAGAUGAGGGAGGACCAUUUUUAAAAAUGAGCAUGGCCUUAUUUCUAUUACAGCAUAUUGGAUGACAGUCAUUCAUAUUACAUUCACCCAGCUCAUUGUAACAUCGAUAGGUUUAGGCUACUACAUGAUACUCAAAUUAUCCCUAUACCCAUCAUGAGGUUGCUACAAUCUAGCCAACAAAUUAAAGUUUACAAUGUGGGUGCACAGGUCGAGAGAAAAAUGUGAGUAAUCAAGGUGACAGACAGUAACACAUUCAAUACCACCUUGCACACUCUUGCCUGCAUCUAGCUGAUCUAAGGCGUAAUCAUAAGUCCAACAGUUGCAAACGAGAGUUUCUAUUGGACAAAUUCAGGUAUGUUUAUCCCCGUUUUGUUCCAUUUGCUUCCGUUUAAGAAACGUUUUUAAUCAGAAUAGGCGGGAUGAAUACACCCCUGAUCACCGCAAACACAGUUCACUUUCAUAGUAGCCACAUACAAACAGCAUGAUCAUUUGCUCGUUGUAUAAUAUAUUCUCAGAUCUACGCACUCUUCUCCUCUCACAUUUUCCCUUCGGUUGUGGACUUCAGUGCACAAUACAACAGCUGUCUGUGACCAGGCGAAAAAACCUUUCCAAGUCAAACCUUCAUACCAUAACUGCUAACCGGUACACACAGCCUACAUCAUUGUCACCAUAUUAGCUAACGUCAUAGUCAACAUAGCUAGCUACUAGAAGUAAUGCGCUAAUAAACCUGCUACAAUCAUGCAGUACAGUGUACAGCAAGCAGUUUAGCAGUUACACCGGCGGGCCCCGGUGGCAAUAAAUUAAUAAAACCAAAAGCUUACCAUGACUUGGAAGAGCUCCAGUAUUGGAUAGCCAUAGCCAACUAGCUAACAUAGCAUCCCUCUCUGUUUGAGCCGGGUGUUUGAGUAGGCUAAACUAGCUAUCUGCAUUCGCUAGCUAGGUAAGUGAAAGUGAAUGUGAAAAAAUAAUACAACUAAAUAUAGCUAGCUCUCGCUCUCUCUCUCUCUCUCUCUCUCUCUCUCUCUCUCUCUCUCUCUCUCCUCUCUCUCUCUCUCUCUCUCUCUCUCUCUCUCUCUCUUGCUUCUUCAUUUUUGAAAAUUUGUAUUUGUUCAAAACUGUUCAACUAUUGUCUUUAUCUCUUUGAGUCAACUACUCACCACAUUUUAUACACUGCAGUGCUAACUAGCUGUAGCUUAUGCUUUCAGUACUAGAUUCAUUCUCUGAUCCUUUGAUUGGGUUGACAACAUGCCAGUUCAUACUACAAGAGCUCUUAUAGGUUGGAGAACAUCCUCCGGAAGUCGUCAUAAUUACUGUGUAAGUCUAUGGAAGGGGUUGAGAACCAUUAGCUUCCUAGGUUUUGUAUUGAAGUCAAUAUACCCAAAGGACAGAAACUAGCUGUCGUCCGGCUACACCAUGGUGCUACCCCAGAGAGUGCUGUUAAGGCUACUGUAGACCAUUGCAAAACAGUGUGUUUUAAUCAAUUAUUUGGUGACUUGAAUAUAUUUCAAUUUCUGAAAUUCACUGAGGAGGAUGGCCCUCCCCUUCCUCCUCUGAGGAGCCUCCACUGGUGUAUUUGUCAUCCAGGCCCAUGGGAGAUUAUGCAUUUGCUGCCCCUUCUUCUCAUCUAAUGACUUAUCUUUUACUCUCUCUGCAGAUCCCCCCAUUAAGUGAUAAACAUUUAAACAGGUAUUCUGUACCUCUGCGUUUGCACUUCUACACCACUAACAGUGUUGAUGGAAUAAACUCUUUUAUCCUUCCUCUCAUUCCUUUUGUGUGUUGUGCUUGCUCUGCAUGUUUGAUGUUUCUAUGAUUUCAGUCAUUCUAAAAUGUAUUUUAAUCCCUUAAACUCAUCUCAUUGAAUAGUCACCCUUGUUGCAUUGAAUGAAUAGACAGAAUUGUACAGAAAACAACAAAAGUACUUCUAGCCUUCACUUUGUUUCUUUGCCGGAGAUGAAAAAAGGCUAAUCACUUAAUGAGUCUAUUAUUAUAGCUUUGGUUGGGUUUGUAGCUCAGAUGUAGGGAUAUCUCUUCCCUUUGUGGACCAGUAAUUGAAGCUGAUUGGCUGCCUGUGGCAGUUCUGUGGAGCAGGCUGGAACUGAACCCCUAGCUCACGCAGUGCUCUAAUUACAACCAAUUCCAUCUUAAGAGGAGUAGGUUUGCUAGAUUACUGAGACAGAGCAAAACAGAGAAGAAGAAAGAAAAUGUGGACACCCGCAGAAAGGGCACUCAAGGAACCGGAGUGGACAGAAAGUGCACAUUUAUCUAAGAGCUAUUCUGACUGAGUGGAGUGUAGCACUUACUGGCUCUCUAUCCUGCCAUGCACCAUGGUUCCCUGACUGGUGUUAUUGUUAUACUUUUGCAUUGUUCUACUGGUGUGAAUAACAGUGUGUUCUCCCGGUGGUGUGUUUUGUAGUGCAUGCAAUCACCCUGGCUGUGAAUCUGGUGGGCUGCUUUGUUUGGAUGCUGGGUGGAGGGGGCGUGACAAAUUUUGGCAUGGCCAUCAUAUGGUUGAUUCUCUUCACCCCCUGCUCCUAUGUGUGCUGGUUCAGGCCCAUCUACAAGGCCUUCAAGUAAGUGGAUUUCAGACACACCCAUAAGGUAUCCAACUACCACUAGAUCAUUUUAAAGCUAUAACUAGGGCCCAUAGUUUUUCUUGGUCAGGCUAUGUGGUCAGGAAAACCCUCCAGUCCUACUUUGACACCAUUAUGCUUGAUCAUAGUGAUAUACUGUCAGUCAAGGGAAAUCAGUUACCACCAAGAAAAAUCUUGAAAAGUGAUUUACUUAUUAACAAGUACCACACUGUAUAAUGUGUUGUGUGUCUGUGGACUUACAAUUCCUUUUGUUGUUCUCCUAGGACUGACAGCUCGUUCAACUUCAUGGCGUUCUUCUUUGUGUUCAUGGCCCAGGUGGGCAUCAGUAUCAUCCAAUGCAUAGGGAUCCCAGGCUGGGGAAACUGGUAAGACUAACUGGUUACACAUUAAAAUAACCUUAAUUAAUAAGCCCAUUAUGAAUGAUUAUACACAUGUAUUAAUGCUUAGCAAUUCUCCAUAAAGUAUUAUAAAUGAAAGUUAUUGUGUUACCGACAAACUCUGUUUAGCCAAAAAAAUUAUGUCUUUAAAACGACAGCAGUAUAACCUCCUACAUUACCACACCCUGUCAUAUCAUUAACAAUGCCGUAGGUGACAGUCAGGAAAUAGCCUCACUCAGGACAUUUAUAACUUAAUUCUGUCAUUUGAGUUUAAGGCUGUUAAGGGCUAAAUGUCACCUGGCUUCACUUUGAUUAGCAGAUAUCAUUGUAAUGGCAGCUUCCAUCAAGUGUAUAAAUGUCAACAUUCAGAAAUGGAUGGUUAUAUGUGUGGGACAUAAAACCUUUUUAAGGCUGAUCCACGAUAUUAGCCGACUACAUAAAGUGAUCCUGAUCGCUGUCAUUUUAAGUUCAACUGUUCGUUAUAGCAUCAUGUCUUCUACUAUUUUGUGAAGUGGAUUACUUUACUUUACUACAAUUGAUACCAUUGUCAUGACGAUGAUGAGGAUGAUAAUAGUCUUAUUUUCAGCAUCAAUGAGAGUUUUAGCUUUAGCUUCAGUGCAUCAGUGUUCUCAUAAAGCAUUUAUCCUGCAGACAUACUGUACACUGAGUAUACAAAACAUUAAGAACACCUGCUCUUUCCAUGACAUAGACUGAUCAGGUGAAUCCAGGUGAAAGUCAUGAUCCCUUAUUGAUGUCACUUGUUAAAUCCACUUCAAUCAGUGUAGAUGAAGGGGAGGAGAAAGCUUUUUAAAGAAGGAUUUUAAAGUCUUGAGACAGUUGAGACAUGGAUUGUGUAUGUGUGCCAUUAAGAGGGUGAAUGGGCAAGACAAAAUAUUGAAGUGCCUUUGAACGGGGUAUGGUAGUAUGUACCAGGCACACCGGUUUGUGUCAAGAACUGCAACGCUGCUGGGUUUUUUACGCUCAACAGUAUUCCAUGUGUAUCAAGAAUGGUCCACCACCCAAAGGACAUCCAGGCCAACUUGACACAACUGUGGGAAGCAACAACAUGGACCAGUAUCCCUGUGGAACGAUUUCAACACCUUGUAGAGUCCAUUCCCUGACAAAUUGAGACAGUUUUGAGGGCAAAAGGAGCUGCAACUCAAUAUUAGGAAGGUGUUCCUAAUGUUUGGUAUACUCAGUGUAAUGGAGCAAAUGGUAACUGUCUUCUUCUCCUCUACACCUGUCAGCGGCUGGCUAGCCACCAUCUCUUUCUUCAGCUACAACCUUUGGAUCGCCUUGCUGAUGCUCAUCCCCACCCUCUUUUUCACUGCCACGGCAACGCUGUCCUUCAUCGCCCUCACCAAGGCAAGUCUGUGUCCUCUGUGUUCCGUCACAACCAUGGGAAACGUAGAGCAUGAAGAUGUUUAUGGUUUCACAGGACUGGUGAUCUUUAUGUCACUCACUCAUGCCCAUUGUGCCGGCUGGUGCAUAGGGAAGCAACAAAGGUCUCCAUUGCUCUCUGUCAUCUUUAUGUGCAGCCUGACAUUUUCCUGUUGUCCUUCUGCUCCUUCUCUCCAGGUCCAUAACUUCUACCGUGGCAGCGGGGGCAGCAUAGGCAAGGCCCAGGAGGAGUGGACCACAGGGGCCUGGAAGAACCCCCACAUCCAGCAGGCAGCACAGCAGGCAGCUAUGGGGGCCGCCACGGGGGCCAUGAUGCCGGACCAACAGUACUCCAGCAACACCCCACAGUACAACGACAACCAGAUGUAGGGGGAUGAAGUGGAGGGAGGGAGGCAUGUCAAAGCAUGAGCAGGAGUUGGGUAUCUGUUUAUCCCAUCCCAAUAAAGUGUGUCUCUAUCGCAGCAGCUCUUUCUAUAGGGCAGGGGUCGUCAACCUUUUUUUUGCCCAGGGACCCCCUCCCAGGCAAACGGGCAACCCAGGGACCCCCAUCAUACGUUAGCAAUUUCUUCUCACAUGUCUUGUCUUAACAUCAAGUGAAUGAUAAUGGCAAGGAGAAAUAAUCAACAUUUAAAAAAUGAG